AAAAGGAAAAUAAAAAGUUUCUUUAUUAUAAAAAGAUAUGAACACCUUUUAAAUAUAACAAAUACUAUAGAGAUUUAUGUAAUAAUUAGAAGACUUAAAAUCUCAAUUAAAUCAGAUAAAAGAAAUGGCAGUGAGUUCAAUAUUAAUAAAAAACAUGCUCCAAGUACAAACAAACUCUGUCUUGAAAUCAAAGAAGUUACAAAUAACUAUCUUAGUAGUUCUGGGAAUACUCGGUUAUCAUUUCAUUAGUAGUCGCUUUAUUGGAAAAGGCCAGAAAACUGUUAAGAGCGAAAUGCAUCAAAUUCAGCAAAAGGGUUGUGGUAAGCAAGUUAAAAUAAUAUUGUCCUUCAUAUAAUAAUAAUACAAUAUGAUGAAUUGUUUCAAAUAUUUUAAAACCAAAACAGAUGAGACCAUUGUUGGGCCGCAAGGAUCAAAAUAUGAUCCCAGUAUAAAUUAUGGUGAGCUUGUAUGGCAGUCAUAUUACGAAUCACAUAAGGGAGAAGAUUUUGCUGAAGAAAUGAAAAAAGUAAUGGAAUAUUAUGAUGAUGAAAUUUACUGGGAUAGUGAGGAAGGUGCAAAAUAUAAAAAAAUGAUUGAUUUAUCUAUACCGGCUAACAACAAUAUUAUGUAAUGUCAGAUCAUAGCUUCCUUUAAAAAAACAGGCAAGACAAUUGAUCGAAGUACUUAGCUUAGAUUUCAUAUUUUACAUGUAAUAAUUAAAUUUGCGGGAUUCAUC
This is a messenger RNA of Rhizophagus irregularis DAOM 181602=DAOM 197198, 736 nucleotides long. NCBI's taxonomy places the organism in Eukaryota, Fungi, Glomeromycota, Glomeromycetes, Glomerales, Glomeraceae. The record is from RefSeq and is a predicted model, not a curated record.